AUGAGGGUAGGGAUAUAUGGGCUUGGUUAUGAUGAGUUCAUUCUUGAUUACAAGGUGGUAGGAUUCUUUCGUGGCACAAGUCGUUUGGUUCCCCAAGUGAAGGUCUAUACAUCAAGGACUGAUACUUGGAGAAGGAUUCAGGACUUCUCCUGGGAGAAACCUCUGGAAUCUGGUAAAUUUGCAAACGAAGCUCUCCAUUGGUCUGUUGGAGUCAGUACCGGAUCAAAUUAUUCUUGGGUGAUUGUUUCCCUUGAUUUAGCGAAGGAGACAUACAAGGAGGUGGCACAACCUAAGUUCGGAGAUGGUGUUUGCAGAGAUGAUGCUAACCAUCGUCUUUAUGGAGAUGAUCCCGGGUUUUAUCAGUACUCAGUACCAUUGUGCGUCUCUAUGAAUGGUGAAAUUUUGUUGGAAAUCAGAUUAUCUUUAGAGUUAAAUGAUUCAAAAGAGAGUACAUUUAGGUAUCCUUCCAUUCCUAAUUUACAUUCUUUUCUCGAAGUGGAUACUUAUGUUGAGAGCCUUGUUUCACCUAGUGCCGACAAUGAGCUUCAGGAGUCCCAUUAA
Cornus florida is the source of this 561-nucleotide messenger RNA. RefSeq names its product F-box/kelch-repeat protein At3g23880-like. The record is from RefSeq and is a predicted model, not a curated record. The transcript is spliced from 2 exons. Lineage: Eukaryota; Viridiplantae; Streptophyta; Magnoliopsida; Cornales; Cornaceae. The coding region runs from base 1 to 561 and encodes 186 amino acids.